This is a messenger RNA of Dipodomys ordii (Ord's kangaroo rat), 3312 nucleotides long. It is a transcript of the gene Usp4, whose product is annotated as ubiquitin specific peptidase 4 (proto-oncogene). Gene Ontology annotation, biological process: protein deubiquitination. The transcript has 22 exons. The record is from RefSeq and is a predicted model, not a curated record. Gene Ontology annotation, molecular function: cysteine-type deubiquitinase activity. NCBI's taxonomy places the organism in Eukaryota, Metazoa, Chordata, Mammalia, Rodentia, Heteromyidae. Bases 44 to 2827 code for a protein of 927 amino acids.
CGAGGCGGAUGUCCGGGCCGGCUGGGCCGGGGCGACGGACGAGAUGGCGGAAGGCCGAGGCUGCUGUGAGCGACCGGAUGUAGAGACCCAGAAGUCCGAGCUCGGAGCCUUGAUGAGGACCACGCUCCAACGGGGAGCGCAGUGGUACCUUAUUGACAGCCGGUGGUUCAAGCAAUGGAAGAAGUAUGUGGGCUUCGAUAGCUGGGACAUGUACAAUGUGGGUGAACAUAACUUGUUUCCUGGGCCAAUAGACAACUCCGGACUCUUUUCAGAUCCUGAGAGCCAGACCUUGAAAGAACACCUAAUUGAUGAACUGGACUAUGUAUUGGUCCCGACUGAGGCCUGGAAUAAAUUACUAAAUUGGUAUGGUUGUAUAGAAGGCCAACAGCCCAUUGUCAGAAAAGUUGUGGAACAUGGCCUGUUUGUCAAGCACUGUAAAGUGGAGGUGUAUUUGCUGGAACUGAAGCUCUGUGAGAACAGCGAUCCCACCAACAUGCUGAGUUGCCAUUUCAGCAAAGCAGAUACCAUUGCAACCAUUGAGAAGGAGAUGCGGAAACUGUUCAACAUCCCCGCCGAGCGAGAAACACGGCUCUGGAACAAAUACAUGAGCAACAACUAUGAGCAGUUGAACAAACUAGACAACACUAUUCAGGAUGCUGGGCUGUACCAGGGUCAGGUGCUAGUCAUUGAACCCCAAAACGAAGAUGGCACAUGGCCCAGACAGAUCUUACAGUCAAAAUCAAGUACUGCGUCUAGCAGACAUUUUACUACCUCUCCAAAACCAUCAGCAAGUUCCUAUUCCACAGUGUCUGCUUCUCCCAUUGCAAAUGGUGAUAGCACUAACACCUCUGGGAUGCACAGUUCCGGUGUCGGCAGGGGAAAAUGCCUGAGCAACACUGCCCCGCUGACUGACUACUUUCUCAAAGACGAAUAUGAAGCUGAAAUUAACAGAGACAAUCCUCUAGGGAUGAAAGGAGAGAUCGCAGAGGCCUACGCAGAGCUCAUUAAGCAGAUGUGGUCUGGAAGGGACUCUCACGUGGCUCCUCGCAUGUUCAAAACCCAAGUGGGACGUUUUGCACCUCAGUUUUCUGGCUACCAACAACAAGACUCUCAGGAGCUGUUAGCCUUUAUUCUAGAUGGAUUGCAUGAAGACCUGAACCGAGUCAAAAAGAAACCCUACCUGGAGCCGAAGGAUGCCAAUGGGCGGCCAGAUGCGGUAGUGGCAAAGGAAGCCUGGGAGAAUCAUAGGCUGCGGAAUGAUUCAGUGAUUGUGGACACUUUCCACGGCCUCUUCAAAUCUACUUUGGUUUGUCCAGAAUGUGCAAAGGUUUCCGUGACCUUUGACCCAUUUUGCUAUCUAACUCUCCCACUGCCCUUGAAGAAAGAUCGAGUUAUGGAGGUCUUCCUGGUUCCUGCUGACCCUCGCUGCAGACCUUCCCAGUACCGUGUGACUGUGCCACUGAUGGGAGCCGUGUCUGACCUGUGUGAGGCGCUCUCCAAGUUGUCUGGCAUUGCUGCAGAAAAUAUGGUGGUCACAGAUGUGUAUAAUCACCGGUUCCACAAGAUUUUCCAAAUGGAUGAAGGUUUAAGCCACAUCAUGCCCAGGGAUGACAUUUUUGUGUACGAGGUCUGCAGCACCUUCGUGGAUGGCUCAGAAUGUGUCACCCUUCCAGUCUACUUCAGGGAGCGGAAGUCCAGGCCAUCGAGUACUUCUUCCGGGGCAGUGCUGUUUGGGCAGCCCCUGCUCGUUUGUGUCCCCAAGCACAAGCUCACCCUGGAAUCUUUGUACGAGGCUGUGUGUGAUCGUAUCAGCCGCUAUAUAAAACAGCCUUUGCCUGACGAGUUUGGCAGCUCGCCCUUGGAGUCUGGGGCUUGCAACGGCGCCAGGGGCAGCUGUGAAGGAGAUGAAGAAGAAGAAAUGGAGCAUCAAGAAGAAGGCAAAGAGCAACUUUCAGAAACGGAAGGCAGUGGUGACGAUGAGCUGGGGGAUGACCCCAGUGAAUCUAGCCAAAAGCCAGGCAAAGGACAGCCAUGCCCCCAGAGACUUUUUACCUUCAGUCUUGUGAACUCCUAUGGGACGGCUGACAUAAAUUCACUGGGAACCGAUGGAAAGCUACUCAAACUCAACUCUCGAUCCACACUGGCCAUCGACUGGAACAGUGAGACCCGGAGCCUUUACUAUGAUGAACAAGAGUCUGAGGCUUUUGACAAGCACGUGAGCAUGUUACAGCCCCAAAAGAAGAAGAAAACCUCAGUGGCUCUGAGAGAUUGCAUCGAGCUCUUCACCACCAUGGAGACUUUGGGAGAGCAUGACCCUUGGUACUGUCCCAAUUGUAAGAAGCACCAGCAGGCCACAAAGAAAUUCGACCUCUGGUCCUUGCCCAAGAUCCUGGUGGUCCACCUCAAACGUUUCUCCUACAACAGAUACUGGAGGGAUAAACUGGACACUGUUGUGGAAUUCCCAGUCAGAGGUCUGAACAUGUCCGAGUUUGUCUGUGACCUAUCAGCAAGGCCUUACGUGUAUGACCUCAUAGCUGUGUCCAAUCACUAUGGAGCCAUGGGAGUUGGCCACUACACUGCAUAUGCAAAGAACAAACUGAAUGGGAAAUGGUACUACUUCGACGACAGUAAUGUUUCUCUGGCCUCUGAGGACCAGAUAGUGACGAAAGCUGCCUAUGUGUUGUUUUACCAGCGUCGGGACGAUGAGAGUUACAAGACGCCUUCCUCACUCGCCAGUUUUCCUGGUUCCUCUGAAGGGAGGAUGAGGCCGAGCAACGCCCAGCAGGGUCUGGGAGACGACGAAUCUUGUAGCAUGGACACCAACUGACGCUGACUCAGUCCACUCCGCCACCCCCCCGCAGCAAUGUCCUCUCCCAUCCCCUAGGAGAUGAUACUGAUGGCACUCUGAAGACUUGUUAAUGUUCAAUCUAGGAAAAAAAAAAAAAAAAACCAGAUGAGAAAAUUCCCCUCCUUUUAUGAGAGAAGAGAGAGAGAGAGAGGGAGGAAAAAAAGACCAUUUGCUCAGAAGAGUUAUGUCAAGAGGCUGAAUUAUUUUUCUUUUUAAACAGGUGGUCAGAUUAAAAAAAACAAAACCUGUGGAGCUGAGAAGUGGGGUGCGGUUUAGGGUGCACAGUGAAAUACAUGUCUCAAUGAUCCCAAAGACUGGAGAGGAACAUCUUGUAAUGGAAUAUGGUGCAGCUACGAAGACCCAACGGCAAGGCUGCUCUGAACUCCUGGGUUUCUGGUUCUGAUGCUCGUAUACUGGUUGCCCCAGUAGUCUGGCCACAGUAAACAGAGCCUUGAGUAAAUCUU